UCUGCUGGUUUUUGUGGAUCUGAGAUCAGCAGCAUGUGGGAGCUCCAGCUCACGGUGCUGCUCGCUUUGCAGGUGUUUACCUGCGCUCAGGAGGGCGGGGCAUCAGUGGGAGGGGCCCAGGUUGAUGUCAGCCUCCCGGAGUUCAGUGAUGUGUGCACAGAGGGCAGCUGUUACCCGGCAACAGGAGACCUGCUGAUUGGCCGAGCCCACCAGCUGUCAUCCACUUCCACCUGCGGACUGAACCGACCCGAACCGUUCUGCAUCGUGAGCCACCUGCAGGAGGAGAAGAAGUGUUUCAUGUGCGACUCUGCGACGCCGUACGAUAAGCUGACCCAUCAGACGAGCGGCCACCGCAUCGAGAACGUCGUCACCACGUUUGCUCCGAACAGGCUGAAGACCUGGUGGCAGUCUGAGAACGGUGUGGAGAACGUCACCAUCCAGCUGAACCUGGAGGCGGAGUUUCACUUCACUCACCUCAUCAUGACCUUCAAGACGUUUCGACCUGCUGCCAUGGUGAUCGAGCGGUCAGCUGACUUUGGGAAGACGUGGCAGGUUUAUCGUUACUUCGCCUACGACUGCGAGACGGCGUUCCCGUCCGUCUCCCCGGGUCCGAUGCAGAAGGUCGACGACGUCAUCUGUGACUCUCGUUAUUCUGACAUUGAGCCGUCCACUGAAGGAGAGGCGAUUUUCAGAGUUCUGGACCCGGCGUUCCGGAUUGAAGAUCCCUACAGCCCCAGAAUCCAGAACAUGUUGAAGAUCACCAACCUGCGGGUCAAGUUCACCAAACUGCACACGCUGGGAGACAACCUGCUGGACUCCCGGAUGGAGAUCAAAGAGAAGUAUUAUUACGCCGUCUUCGACAUGGUGGUCCGAGGAAACUGCUUCUGCUACGGACACGCCUCUGAGUGCGCCCCGAUCGAGGGUACCGGCCAGGUCACCGAAGGCAUGGUUCACGGUCACUGCAUGUGUAACCACAACACCAAAGGUCUGAACUGUGAAAAGUGUCAGGAUUUCUACCACGACCUGCCGUGGAGACCAGCCGAAGGACGCAACACCAAUGCCUGCAAAAAGUGUAACUGUAACCAGCACUCGGACUCGUGUCACUUCGACCCGGCGGUGUUCGUGGCUUCAGGCAACGUCAGCGGAGGCGUCUGUGACGACUGUCAGCACAACACGGCCGGACACAACUGUGAGCAGUGCAAACCGUUUUACUACCAACAUCCAGAGAGAGACGUAAGAGACCCCAACAUCUGCCAACCGUGCAGCUGCGACCCUCUGGGCUCGCUGAAUGGAGGAAUCUGUGACGGCAUGACAGACAUUCGCGUCGGUCUGAUCGCCGGUCAGUGUCGCUGUAAAGUCAACGUGGAGGGAGAACGCUGCGAGCGCUGCAGACCAGCGCACUACGCACUGAGCUCCGAGCCCGACGGCUGCAAGGCAUGUACCUGCAGCCCCGUGGGAACACUUCCUGGAGGAAAUCCCUGCGACAGUGAAACAGGAAGCUGCUUCUGUAAAAGGCUGGUGACGGGAAGAGACUGCGAUCAGUGUGCGCCUGAACACUGGGGUCUCAGUAAUGAUAUGGACGGCUGCAGACCAUGUGACUGUGACCUGGGAGGAGCCAUCAACAACCAGUGUGACCAGGCGAGCGGUCAGUGCGUCUGCAGAGAUCACAUGUUUGGUCGACGCUGUGAUCAGGUUGAAUCUGGAUUCUACUUCAUCGCUCUGGAUCACUACACCUACGAGGCAGAGGAAGCCAAGUUUGGACCUGGCGUGACGGUGGUCCCAAGGCCACACCCUCUGGACCGCAGUCCCACUUGGACAGGUAUCGGCCUGGUCAAUGUCCCCGAGGGAGCCUUCCUGGAGUUUUCUGUGGACAACAUCCCCCACUCCAUGGAGUAUGACAUCAUCAUCCGCUACGAACCUCAGCUGCCUGACCAAUGGGAGGAGGUUCUGAUGACAGUGAUGAGACCCGGACCAAUCAGAGCAGACAGCCGCUGUGUGAACACCGUCCCUGACGAAGACCACCAGACGAUCUCUCUUCAUCCCAGCUCACGAUACGUGGCUCUUCCCAGACCUGUUUGUUUUGAAUCUGGUCUGAACUACACGAUCCGCCUCAGUCUCCCACUGUACUCGGCUCUCAGUGACGUUCAGUCUCCAUACACACUCAUUGACUCGAUCGUGCUGAUGCCUCACUGUAAGAACCUGGAGAUCUUCACGGCCUCAGAAGGAGGAGACUCCGGCAGGAACAGCGGUUGGGAAACAUUCCAACGUUAUCGUUGUCUCGAGAACAGCCAGAGUGUCAUCAAGUCCCAGAUGACGGACAUCUGCAAAAACUUCAUCUUCAGCAUCUCUGCCAUGUUGCACCAAGGAGCUAAAGAAUGCCGGUGUGAUCCUCAGGGGUCCCUCAGCACCGUGUGUGAUCCCAGCGGGGGUCAGUGUCAGUGUCGCCCCAACGUGGUUGGCAGGAACUGCGACACUUGUGCCCCAGCCACGUUCCAGUUUGGACCCAAUGGCUGCAAAGAGUGUGCAUGCGACCCUCAGGGUUCACAGAGUUCCUUCUGCAAUCAGCUGACCGGUCAGUGCGUUUGUGUUUCUGGAGCUUUCGGUCGCCAGUGUGAUCGAUGUCUGCCGGGUCACUGGGGCUUCCCCACCUGCCGACCGUGUUCCUGCAACGGACACACUGAAGAGUGUGACGCCAACACUGGACGCUGCAUCAACUGCCGGGACCACAGCACCGGACACACCUGUGACAGGUGUCUGGAUGGUUAUUACGGUGACCCGGUGUUGGGGUCAGGGGACCACUGUCGUCCCUGCAUGUGUCCUGACGGUCCCAGCAGCCUGCGGCAGUUUGCAGGAAGUUGUUACCGUGGCGGCGAUUCCUUGCAGGCCAUCUGUGUCUGCAACACCGGAUACAGAGGUGCUCGCUGUGACGACUGCUCACCUGGAUACUUUGGAAAUCCUGCAGAGGUGGGGGGGCAGUGUCAGCCCUGCCAGUGCAACAACAACAUCGACAUGUUGGACCCGGAGUCCUGCGACGCCCGGACUGGCGAGUGUCUCCGCUGCCUGUACCACAGCGAGGGCGUCGGCUGCCAGAGCUGCAAACUGGGUUACUAUGGCAACGCCUUGCUGCAGGACUGUCGGAAAUGUGUCUGUAACCACCUGGGCAGCGACGCCGCCAGCUGUCCGUCAUCUGGAGACUGUCACUGCGACCGCAACAGUGGUCAGUGUCACUGCCUCCCCAACGUGAUUGGUCAACACUGCGACCGAUGUGCGCCCGACACCUGGAACAUGGCGAGCGGCGCUGGCUGCCAGGCCUGUGACUGUGACUCCAAACACUCGUACGGGACGUCCUGUAACGAGAUCAGUGGUCAGUGCUCGUGUCAGCCAGGGUUCGGAGGAAGAACAUGCAGCGAGUGUAGAGAGCUGUUCUGGGGAGACCCCGAAGUCAAAUGUCACGCGUGUGACUGCGACCCUCGCGGAAUCUCUCAGCAGCAGUGUAACAAAGUCGACGGUCACUGCGUCUGCGUGGAAGGCGUUUCUGGUCCGCGCUGCGAUGUCUGCGCCCGCGGGUUCUCCGGAACCUUCCCCGACUGCCACCGCUGCCACCAGUGCUUCGCCGAGUGGGACGAGGUCAUCGGUCAGCUGACCAAUCAGACGCACCGCCUUGUCAACAAAGUCAAUGCCAUCAAAGCCAAUGGCGUCACUGGACCGUACAAGAAGUCGGUGGAGAGCAUGGAGAAGAGCGCCGCCAGCAUCCGGGUAAUCCUGAACCAGAACCCGGCCUCGCAACCACUGACAGAGAUUCAGGAGCUGCUGCAACAGGCCAGUGACCUGAUGGGGACCCUGAGCCAGACGUUGAACCAAACUGAACAGACUCUGGUCCAGGUGAAGGAAGAGGACUCGGCUGCUGGUACUAAACUGGACUCUGUGGUGUCAGACGCUCAGAAACUGGAGCAGACGGUUCAGGAGCUGCUGGAUCAGGUUGAGUUCAUCAAGAACUCUGACAUCAGAGGGGCGACGGACAGCGUGACAAAGUACUACCUGCAGUCUCAGGGCGCCGAAGCUCGAGCAAACGCUUCCACGGUGGACCCCGGGAGCCCCGUGGAAACCUCGAGUGCUCUAAGGCAGGUGACAGAGGACAAACUGAACCAAACCAGAGAGGAGUUCCUGAGGAGACACACUGAGCAUGCUCAGAGACUGGACGACCUGGCGGGAGAGCUGCAGACCCUGGACCAAUCAGAGCUCAGCCACAAGAUCUGCGGCAGUCCACUGGCGGGUCAGGACUCGUGCUCGUCCUCUUCCUGUGGCGGUCUGGGCUGCGUGGACUCUGAGGGUCGAACCAGGUGUGGAGGUGAAGGAUGUGAUGGCGUGGUGACGGCCGUCGACAGCGUCUGGAAGAAGGCCCGAGACUCCGAACAGGAAAUCAUCAGUGCCAUGGAGGAAGUGGAGAAACUCUCCAAGAUGGUGUCGGAGGUCAAACUGAAGGCAGACGAGGCCAAGCUCAGCGCUCAGGACACCCUGAUGAAGACCAACAGAACCAAACAGAGAGUCCAGCAGAGCAACGAGGAGCUCAGAGACCUCAUCCGACAGAUCCGAGACUUCCUCACACUGGACGCUGCAGACCCAGAGAGCAUCGAGCUGGUGGCUAACGAGGUUCUAGCCAUGCAGAUGCCGACCACACCGGCCCAGCUGCAGAACCUGACCGAGGAGAUCCGACAGAAGGUUGGAGAACUGGGACAUGUGGAGACCAUCCUGCAGCAGAGCGCCGACGACAUCCAGAGAGCCGAGAACCUGCUGGUACAAGCCCGCCAAACCAGUGAUGAGGCGGCAGACGUAAAGGACUCUGCAGUGAAGGUGAAGAAAGCUCUGGAGGAGGCUCGGAGAGCUCAGACAGCCGCCAGCAGCGCCAUCCAGCAGGCCGCCACUGACAUCCAGAUCACCAACAAGCUGUUGUCCUCAGUGGAGUCGGAGACGGCAGAUGCAGAGGUGAAGCUGACUAAUGCCACGCAAAGGCUGCAGAGACUCGAGCAGGAUGUGACGCUGCUGAAAGACAAGGGUCUGAACGUCUCCGUGACCACCAACCAGACCAAUCAGGACGCAGAGAGCAUCAGAAAGAUUGCAGACGAGGUCAAGAAGGAUCUGGACUCUGAGCUGAAGAAUAAAUACGCCACAGUGGAGCAGCUAAUUGAUCAGAAGGCAGGAGGCAUAGCUGACGCCAAGAAGAGGGCGGAGUCACUGCAGCGGGAAGCCAAAAAGCUGCUGCUGAAGGCCAGCGACAAACUGCAGCUGCUCAAAGAUCUGGAGAAGUCCUACGAAGACAACCAGCGGACUCUGGAGGUGAAGGCAGAGCAGCUUGUGGAGCUGGAGGCCGCUGUGAAGGAGCUGCUGCAAGAGAUCAGCCAGAAGGUCACCGUCUACAGCACCUGUCUGUUCUAGGGUCAAGGCUCACAUCCAGACGGUGAAUUAAAGAAACCAAUAAGACACAUAUUUUAACCUUUUCUCAGCAAUCAAUCAGAAGACAGUGCUCCGAGUGCUUAGAAACAAAUUUUUUGUUGUUUGACAAAUACCAAAGAUGCGUUUUUAAUGAACUGAAUGUUUAAUUUUUUAGCAAAUUUCCAAAUUAAGACUUUAAAUGUCUGAAUGCAGCUUUUACACACAAAGAUAAAUAUAAAGACGAAUCUCUAUAAAGAUGUGACAAACUGAUUGAUUGGACACGGAUCAAUUUAAUUUGCUGGUCGAUCAAAUAAGAAAGCAAACAUUUUUUAAUUAAGCUUCAGUAAUGUUCAAAUCAGAUGAAUGUCUCCGUGAAUGUCAGUUUGACUAAAACUUUAAAGUCUGAAUGUUUAAACCAUGUGAUUUUUUACUUCCCUUUUUUUUUUUUCUGCGUGGCCAAAACUUUGAACCAAAAUGAUUUUUAAUAAAAACAUUUUAAAAUA
Molecule: messenger RNA, 5933 nt
Organism: Centropristis striata (black sea bass)
Lineage: Eukaryota; Metazoa; Chordata; Actinopteri; Perciformes; Serranidae
Gene: lamb1a
Product: laminin, beta 1a
Exons: 33
Coding region: 34-5433 (1799 amino acids)
Biological process (GO): basement membrane assembly; substrate adhesion-dependent cell spreading; cell migration
Cellular component (GO): laminin trimer
Molecular function (GO): extracellular matrix structural constituent; integrin binding
Source: RefSeq, a predicted model, not a curated record